Molecule: messenger RNA, 1509 nt
Organism: Epinephelus fuscoguttatus (brown-marbled grouper)
Lineage: Eukaryota; Metazoa; Chordata; Actinopteri; Perciformes; Serranidae
Exons: 7
Coding region: 46-1002 (318 amino acids)
Biological process (GO): interleukin-15-mediated signaling pathway; positive regulation of ERK1 and ERK2 cascade; T cell activation
Cellular component (GO): external side of plasma membrane; membrane raft
Molecular function (GO): MHC class II protein binding; protein tyrosine kinase binding
Source: RefSeq, a predicted model, not a curated record
CCAGUUUAGAGCGUGAGAACAGCAGAGAUACACAGAAGCAGCACGAUGGCUGAAUUCAGAUGGAUUAAAACAAAUUUAUUUUUCAUCCUGGUGCUUCAGUUUACAGGUUUCUCUCUCAUAUUAUCAGCAGCAGCAACUGGACAGCGUCCCCUCUUAACUGUCAGAGCUGGAGAUGAUGUCACUUUGUCUUGUGAAAAUAAGGCAGAUGAUCAGGUUAACUGUGACGGUACUACAUGGCUCUUCCGUCAACGACUAACCUCACAAACAGAGCUGGUUAAUCAUGGGCAGCUUGUUGAAAACACUAAAUCAGACAGACUGAAUAUUACAGAGAAAUGUUCUCUGGUUAUGAAGAAGGUCACAGAUGAGGAUGCUGGUUAUUACAGCUGCAUACAGGACCACAAAUCAGAGCAACAAAGUUUUUUCCGUGGGUAUGAAAUGUCUGUUCUUAGAAUGACUGAACGUCAGGACACUGAUGAGGUGACAUUAAACUGCUCUGUGAGGACAUAUGAACGAUGUCCACACACAGUGAAGUGGCUGUUUCAGGGUCAAGAUGUGGAUAAAGACAACAAGGACAUAAAGACAUCACAGUCUCCCUGCUCUGCCUCUGUGACCUUUCUGACUUCUCUCUACAUUUACACAUCAAGAUAUAAGUUAUUUACAUGUGCAGUGACUGAUGGUGACAGAGUGCAGGUGUUUCCCUUCAGAUCUCAAUCCUCAGGUGAGGACACAACAACAGCAGCAACAACAGAAUCAGCAACAACAACUGAAAACAACACAACAGCAGCUUGUACAGCUUACUGGUCUGCUCUGGACUACAUCAUGUUGGUGAUGCGUGUGGCUGAACUCCUCCUUAUAACUGUGAUUACUGUUCUUCUCAUCAGAGCUUCAGGGAACCAGAGACCACCUGAUGACAACACUGUGAAUUGUAAUGCAAAUGGACAAGACGUCACAGUGAACUAUGAAAACGUCACAGUGCCUUCUGUUUCUGUCAGACUCCCCUGAUCAACAACCUCCACACCAACAUCAACUGAGAGCUGUUAAACAUGUCUUCGCAGCAUUAUUUUACAUGAAACAUAAAUCCUACUAUCAUUUUGAGGUCUCAGAUGACAUGUUGUUUAAUGUACUGAUGUGGAGAAAAAAAAGCUGAUGUUGUGUUAAACCAGUUCUCACUUGCAGCCAGAUAUUAAAGCAUUACUUUUAUCUCAUUUUAAGAAUGUUGCUGUACAUUUAAGGACAUUUUGUUUUUUCCUGUAUCAGUUCUGAAAUAACACAACUUCAGAUGACUUUCUCAGGGCAUCAUCCAUUUGAUUUUAGGUCUGCAUUUUUCUGAUUGCCUUUUCAAUUUGUGAAUAGCUCAUCAUGACUUUACUUUAUGUGUAGAAGAACUCAUUUAAUCCAUGUUUAUAUGGCAAUGUUGCUUUGGAGUCCACUGUGUGUGUGCUAGUCUUGCAGAGUGAGUUUUUCUUCAUUAUAAUUGAUUAAAUGAUCUGCUGAUAAUAAAUGGUUGGG